This is a messenger RNA of Malassezia japonica, 222 nucleotides long. RefSeq lists its product as uncharacterized. The record is from RefSeq and is a predicted model, not a curated record. NCBI's taxonomy places the organism in Eukaryota, Fungi, Basidiomycota, Malasseziomycetes, Malasseziales, Malasseziaceae. The transcript has 2 exons. Bases 1 to 222 code for a protein of 73 amino acids.
AUGUCUGGCUCGUACCUCUCUGCCCAGCCCGGCUUUCUGAACAACAACGCCUCCCGCCGCCCCGAGGAGCCGCAGUCGUGGCUCGCGCGUUUCUGGGCCGAGGAGUUUAGCAACCCCGCCAAGCUGUGGGGCAACCUGUCGGUUGCGUGGAGCGUCGGCUUCUUUGCCCUCGGCGUCGUCUUUGUGCGCAAGGCGGGCUGGAUCCUCGCGCCUGCCUUCUAA